Lepidothrix coronata (blue-crowned manakin) is the source of this 3242-nucleotide messenger RNA. RefSeq names its product family with sequence similarity 13 member C (gene FAM13C). The coding region runs from base 100 to 1986 and encodes 628 amino acids. The record is from RefSeq and is a predicted model, not a curated record. The transcript has 15 exons. Lineage: Eukaryota; Metazoa; Chordata; Aves; Passeriformes; Pipridae.
GCCAACACACAGAGACGUGCCUUGCAAUGCCAUGUUGCUGCAUGUGUUCCCACAACUGAGAAGGAUACAGGGAGCCUGCCUGCCUUGCUGAUUUAUCUGAUGUGUUCUUGUUUCUGUUUCAGCAUUCAGGAGAAUUCCUUCAGCACGACAGCUUUAGCAGAGUGUGACGGGGAUUCAGACUCUGUCCAUGAAGAUCAAGCAGGCAGUUCCAGUCCCAGAGAUGAUGAUAACAAAGAAAAUUAUCCGGACAACGGUGCUGUCUUAGAGGAAAGGCAGCUGCCUUUGCCAGACGCUCAGCAGCACAGGCAGCAGGCUGUGAUUGACUGUGCUCUAAAGCCUGAAAUGGGCAACUUAAAGCUGAGAAAACCCAAGCCCAUUGCAAAGCUAGAAAAUGGAAAAAGCCAUGAGGAAAGUCAGGAGCUGGAAUGUGCAUUGCCAGGCCUCCCAGAGUGGCAGGGGAAGCCUGGAUCCUCAGCUAAUGACUACACACAGAAUGUGGCUCUGAGGUGCCAGGAAACAGUCGUGAGACUUCAACCAAGAAUAGAUCAGAACACAAGCAUUUCACCAAAGGAAGCAACCGAUCGAUGUAACAGCUUAAAUGAGAAUUCUUUGUUGAAGCUGCAAGCCCUGGAAAGCGAGCUGUGCUCUGCAUUCCUGCCAAGCCAGGAGGAAACUCCCCAGCUGCCGGCGCCCAAGGACGCAGCCCCUCCAUCAGCGCAGAGCGGCGGGCAGGCUGAUGGGGCCGGCGGUGGAGAGCAAUAUCACUUCAUUUCUCCUAUUAUUGAUUUUAAUUUAAUGCAUCAGCAGAGAGAUAGCGAAGAGCCUGUGCCAGCCCACAGAGACUGGCAGAACGACAUGGAGAGCAGCCCACAGGAGCAUCACUCCCUAGGGACCAGUCGACUGCUGUAUCACAUUACAGAUGGAGACAAUCCUCUUUUGUCACCACGCUGCUCUAUCUUUAGCCAAAGCCAGAGAUUUAAUCUAGACACAGAGUCUGCCCCUUCUCCACCAAGUGCUCAGCCUUUCAUGGUGCCAAGAAGUUCUUCCAGAUGUAACUGUGAAGACUGCAAAGAACCACAGACAGUAACACAACUUACCAAGCAUUUGCAGAGCCUCAAGAGAAAAAUUAGGAAGUAUGAAGAAAAGUUUGAGCAAGAAAAAAAAUACCUGCCUUCCCAUGGUGACAAGACUUCCAAUCCUGAAGUUCUGAAAUGGAUGAAUGCUUUGGCCAAGGGUCGGAAGCAGCUCAAAGAACUGAAACUCAGAAUUACAGAAGAGCAAAACUGCACCUCCACAGCACCCCAAAGAAAUGACCAUUGUGAAAGCACUGGGACCUCUAAAGAGGCUGGCACACAGGAGGCCACGAGCAUGGAACCAGCUCCCUCAGUGGAAGAAACCAUGGAUAGCGUAUUGAGGCGGCUGAAGGAGAAGAGACAACACUUUCACCUUCCUGAGACUAUUAAGGUCACUAAGCAAGAAAAGAGUCUCAUGAAACCUCUUUACGACAGAUACAGAAUUAUCAAGAAACUUCUUGCAGCUCCAUCUUUGAUCACAACAAUUCAGGAGGAGGAAGACUCAGAUGAAGACCAUUCUCAAAGCAGCCAUGAGUUGUCAUCUGGUCCAAUGUCUUGCUUCCCGGUUGAAGAGCACCUGUGUUACUCUCAGGAGGAGAGUGAGCCUGCACAUGCCUCACCUCUGGAUGAAAAGAAAGUUUACAGGCAAACAGCCUUGUCUAUGUCCAAUUUACACGAGGCAACAAUGCCCGUUCUGCUCGAACAUCUCAGAGAAACGAGAGCUGAUAAGAAAAGGCUUCGCAAAGCUCUGAGAGAGUUUGAGGAGCAAUUCUACAAACAGACAGGAAGGAGUCCUCAAAAAGAAGAUCGGGUGCCAAUGGCCGAGGAAUACUCCGAAUACAAGCACACAAAAGCCAAAAUCAGGCUCCUGGAGGUUCUCAUCAGUAAGCAUGAUAUUUCCAAAACGAUUUGAAGUGAAUGCAAUGCUGUGAUAUUGUUCUCUAGCAAAAAAAAACAAGUAAUGAAAAAGAUAAAGUAAUUUUACAGGUCUUGGUCUGCUGCACAAUUACUUGACACACUGAGAUUUUUGAUGCACUUUACCAAUUAUAAUAGCUGGGAUGAGAGAGGACAGCAAUAUGCAAGAAUAUUAAGCACAGGUGAGUGGACUAUAGUAUAUAUUUUUCCUUUUGAAAAAGCCUUGAAGUGCACUGUGAGAAUAUUAAGAAAUGAAAAGGACACUGAAGUGUUGUAGCUCCUCAGUUUGACCUGCUCUAAAAGUGUGAGGAAAUGCUCUCCAGGUUUUUAGUACAUCUUAGUACAUGAUAAUGUACUACGUUUGUUUCCAGAAUUAACAUGCACUAGAAUUAACUAUUAAUGACGGCUCUCAAUGUGCUGAUUAAAGGAAAUGAAUUAAAACAAAUUAAGGGAAAACUCCAGACGUACUCUGGCUUUCAAGACAGAGUUGGCAUUCAAUUCCAGUAGCUUCAAAAAAAGGUGCAUAGAAAAAAACCAGUGCCAGGGAGUAGAGCACAGUGAUGCUGCUUAUGCAAAAAAAAAAAAGGACAGAACAUGAUGGCCAAAUGGAACUAUUGGUUUUUUAGAGAUAAGAGAAAAAAAUAGAGGUUACUGGGAAGAGAGAGACCAAAUGUACCGGCUGCUGUCCUUUUCACUAGUUCACAGGACCUGGCUCACAGAACUUAAUAAAUAGAUCAACUAACUACAUGCUAAUUUUGAUUUCUGUACGAAACUUUGCACUUUGUUUUGCCUGAUGCUAUAACAUUCGCUUUUCUGACUACCAAAGCUCGUUUAGACGCAUGCACUUUGUAAAAUGUUGAAGUACUUCUUGUGUUAUAAAUUGCCACAUAUAUAUAUAUAUAUUAAAACAGGACUAGAUUAUUGCAUUAUGCUAAGAUAUUUUGGAUAGGUAAAGUACAUGGUAUGUAAGUGAGUGUCACAGUUAUCUGAUGAGGACUGCUAGACUUCUUGUUUACUGAAAAUAAGAUUAUAAAAAGUUAUUUUUCCAUUGGAAUUAUGCAUAUUUCUUAACUUUCAGAGCACCACACUUUGUAUUAUUAAGAAGAAUUUGUCACUCUUUGUGAUAGAGCAUUGGUGUGAAAAGUGGACUGUUAACAGAAGGAUUAUCAGCAGGUUUUGUAUUAGAAAUGAAAAGCAGGGGGAUUCUGGGAAAUACCUAGCCCAGACAUAAAGGAGGGAAGAAUUAAUUAAAGA